CCUUGCCUACUUCUGUGGUUUUGUGUUCCAGGGCAAAGGUUGUUUCUCAACCUUGAAUCCUGCUCUUUUUUUUCUCCUUUCCCAACUCUGUUGACUCAACUCUGUGGACUUAGCUCUGUUGCCUUUAUAAGGGAGAAGAUUAGCCCCUCCAGGUCCUAAAGCGCUAAGUGCUUCAGCUGGCUGGCUUCCUGCAAACAGUUUUGUGAACGAGAUCAGAAAGUGAAAGAAAGAUGGCCGAGAUUUCAAGCCUGCUGGCUGCAGUCUCACUCCUCUCUGCCUGUCAGCAAGGUUAUUUUGCUUUCAGGGUCGGACGAGUAAGAUCAAAGCACAAGAUAGCGCCUCCGGCGGUCACGGGCCCUCUGGAGUUUGAGAGGAUAUUUCGUGCACAGCAAAACUGUUUGGAGUUUUAUACCAUAUUCGUCGUAACGCUGUGGACGGCUGGAUGGUACUUCCAUCAAGAUAUUGCAGCCUGUCUGGGUCUCCUGUACAUAUAUGCCCGUCACAAGUAUUUCUGGGGCUACGCAGAAGCUGCUGAGAAAAGGCUCACUGGUUUCCUGCUAAGCCUGGGCGUUUUGACGGUGCUGACUGUCCUCGCUGUCCUGGGGAUAGGAAGCAGAUUCCUGGACGAGUACCUGGACUUUCAUGUUGCCAAGAAACUGAGGAAGCCCUUUUAAGUUUGUCUCUUCCCUUUCAUGCUUGUAGAGGCCAUCACCACUCUGAAAACAACAUGAUGUCAUGUGUUAAAUAAAACUUUGAAGACUUUUA
Apodemus sylvaticus (European woodmouse) is the source of this 765-nucleotide messenger RNA. It is a transcript of the gene Mgst2, whose product is annotated as microsomal glutathione S-transferase 2. The coding region runs from base 231 to 674 and encodes 147 amino acids. NCBI's taxonomy places the organism in Eukaryota, Metazoa, Chordata, Mammalia, Rodentia, Muridae. Gene Ontology annotation, cellular component: membrane; nuclear envelope; endoplasmic reticulum. Gene Ontology annotation, biological process: leukotriene biosynthetic process. The record is from RefSeq and is a predicted model, not a curated record. The transcript is spliced from 5 exons. Gene Ontology annotation, molecular function: glutathione transferase activity; glutathione peroxidase activity; leukotriene-C4 synthase activity.